Rosa rugosa (rugosa rose) is the source of this 447-nucleotide messenger RNA. RefSeq lists its product as uncharacterized. NCBI's taxonomy places the organism in Eukaryota, Viridiplantae, Streptophyta, Magnoliopsida, Rosales, Rosaceae. The transcript has a single exon. The coding region runs from base 1 to 447 and encodes 148 amino acids. The record is from RefSeq and is a predicted model, not a curated record.
AUGACUGUAACAAACAACACCAAGGCGCUCAUUUUGAUUAUGCACCAUAUGAACGAAUCACCUCAACUUGAGUACAUGAAUGAGGAUAAUGUUAGAAACCUAUGGGUAGCGCUUCAAGAACGUUUUGGAAACAUUCGUGACUUCCUCCUUCAGGAUUUAGAAGUGCAAAGGCACAAUCUCCGCUUUUCUGAUAAGAAGACUGUUAUGGAGUACAAUUCAGAAGCUUUCCACAUCAACUCUCUAAUGCAAUUAUGUGGAACGACUAUCACAGAAGCUCAAUUGAUUGAGAAGACCCUCUCUACCAUCCCCGUCUCUGCAUUGAUGGUUUCUAAGAGCUGUCGGAUUGAUGUAACUUCAAGACAGAUUAUAAAGUUUCAUGAGCUGAUCACAACCAUGUCUAUUCCUAUAAAGCAUGACAACAUCCUUGUGAAGAAUUAUGAUUGGUGA